AUGGUAUGUGGGAGUACCUAUAACAACAUCGUUGGAGAUUGUGGACAGCGUCAUCGGGACUUUCCACUUACUCACAGUUGUACUAUGAGAUUACUACAACAUUUUAUCUGUGUGGCAUUCGUGAUCGGUGUGGCAAUUGCUCAAUCUGACAAUGAAUGCCGUACACCAAAUAAUGAGAAUGGUGUUUGUAUUGAUAUAAGAAAUUGCACAAAGUUAAUAUCGUUACUACAAGACCCAAAUACCACUGAAUCUGAUAUGAUACUUCUUCGCAAUUCAAUUUGUGGAUUUGAAGGUAAAACUUCAAAAGUUUGCUGCCCAUUGGAUAAAACAAUUCCAGAGGAUACAUUAUCAUCACAAAUUACGUGUGGACAAAGGCAGCUCUCUGCUGAUCGAAUAAUUGGAGGGAGUCAAUCUCAAUUAGGUGCUUGGCCUUGGAUGGUAGCUCUUGGUUAUCAAAAUUUAAAUAUGAAUAAUAAUUCUCUACAGUGGCUGUGCAGUGGAACGCUAAUCGCGAAUACAUACGUAUUAACAUCCGCCGAAUGCGUAAGAGAUCGCGUUAAUAUAAGACUGACCACUGCGCGAUUGGGUGAAUUAAAUUUGGAUCCUAGUUUCAAUGACGGCGCAACUCCAUUGGAUGUCCCGAUUAAACGUAUUAUAAUACACGAAGGGUACACCUCUGAAGGGGUUUCCAAUGAUAUAGCAUUACUAAAAUUAAACCAUAGUGUUGCUUACACUGAAUUGAUCCAACCAAUAUGUUUGCCAUUGUCAUCGGAUGUGAGAUUCAUUAAUUUGAAAGCAAUUAAUAUGCCGUUUGUUGCUGGUUGGGGUUCCAUCAAUUCUCCAUCAGUAUUAAGUGAAGAACGCAAUACACAUUUGAUGGAAGCUCAAAUUCCUAUAACGAAUACCACGGACUGUAAAUAUUUAUAUAAGAAAAACAAUAUUGUAAUCGAUGAGAAAAUUAUAAUAUGCGCUGGACAUCCGAAGGGAGGAAAAGAUGCUUGUCGAGGUGACUCCGGUGGACCUAUGAUGUUUUUCAUCAAAAAUCAAUACUAUUUGAUGGGCGUAGUAUCUCGUGGACCUAAAUUAUGUGGCGAACCAGGUUAUCCGGGAAUAUACACAAGAGUGUCUUGUUUUACCGACUGGAUUACCAGAAGACUGAAUAGCAGCUAG
Macrosiphum euphorbiae (potato aphid) is the source of this 1170-nucleotide messenger RNA. The record is from the annotation of a GenBank genome assembly. NCBI's taxonomy places the organism in Eukaryota, Metazoa, Arthropoda, Insecta, Hemiptera, Aphididae.